Molecule: messenger RNA, 1519 nt
Organism: Maylandia zebra (zebra mbuna)
Lineage: Eukaryota; Metazoa; Chordata; Actinopteri; Cichliformes; Cichlidae
Gene: ercc1
Product: excision repair cross-complementation group 1
Biological process (GO): UV-damage excision repair; mitotic recombination
Cellular component (GO): nucleotide-excision repair factor 1 complex; nucleus; ERCC4-ERCC1 complex
Molecular function (GO): damaged DNA binding; single-stranded DNA binding
Source: RefSeq, a predicted model, not a curated record
AGUGCCGUUGCAACCUUGCAUUGUGUGUCAGAAAGCGAGUUCUUGCAAGUUCAACUUAAUGUUUUUACUUGAGAAUUCUCCAGCUGUCAACAGACAUGAAGAAGAGAUUUAACAUCAACCUGGACGAUUCUGCUUUCACUAAAGAAAGAACACCGCCAAAGCCACAGUUUCAACUCGCUUCCAAAGUUGGACAAAGCACUUCAGCUUCAGCUACCACAAAGCCUGCUCAGUCAGUGACCCAGCCGGUCUCCUACGCAGAAUACAUCGUCCAGAGUAAAAGCAAUGCGGCUGCUGCUUCACGUAGAGAUGCUGCCUCCAAGUUGCCCAGGAGCGAUAAUGCUGAAGUUACCUGUGUGAGGCAAAGUGAACCAUCUACAGUGUCCUCCAGCACAGAAAAAUGUAAAACAGUGCAGGACUUGGCUAAAGGGCCCCAUGUCAAACUGAGUGAAGAGGCACAAGAGGCUACAACGGGUCAAAUAGAGGGAAGCGGCCAAAGGUCAGAACCGGGCAUCAGCUCCGGUCCUAAACCAGUGGGAUCUGGGAGCACCAUUAUUGUCAGUCCUCGACAGAGAGGAAACCCCAUUCUGAAGUUUGUUAGGAGUGUCCCAUGGGAGUUUGGAGAUGUUGUGCCAGAUUAUGUCUUGGGACAGACAACCUGUGCUCUCUUCCUCAGUCUGAGGUAUCACAAUCUCAACCCAAACUAUAUCCAUGACCGUCUGAAACAGCUUGGACACACAUUCACACUACGAGUGCUACUGGUUCAAGUAGACGUGAAAGAUCCUCAUCAUGCGUUAAAAGAGCUGGCUCGCAUGUGCAUCAUGGCUGACUGCACUCUCAUCUUGGCUUGGAGUCCAGAAGAGGCAGGUCGCUACCUGGAAACGUAUAAGUCGUAUGAAAAGAAGCCAGCUGACAUGCUGAAGGAGCAAGUCGAAAAAGACUACCUGUCAAAGGUUACAGAUUGCCUGACAACUGUGAAGUCUAUCAACAAAACUGAUGCCAUUACUUUGCUGUCUGCGUUCUCUUCUGUAGAAGGAAUCGUCAGUGCCUCUAAGGAAGAUUUGGUUGUCUGCCCAGGACUUGGACCACAAAAAGCAAGACGACUCUUUGACGUCCUCCAUAAGCCCUUUCUCAAGGCAAAGACAAAAGACAGCUGAGACUUUUGUUUUUUUUUUACCAAGAAUGUGAUAUGCUUCUGAAAACAGUUCUACAUGUUUGAUCAUCAUGUUGAACAUCAAACUAAAACACUCAGGAGGACUGAAUACUACAAAGUCUAUCGAUUUACAGAGUUAAGGGAGAAACAUGUUUAUCCCAUACAAACUCAACUAGACCUCAAACUUCAUGCCAUGGCUUUUCUUUUGUGGAUUCUUGACAUGAACUGGUUAGUUUGAAGUGGCCCAUGUUUAAAAUGUACCUUCUUCCUCGCUGGAAUCAGUGGAUGUGUUUUAGGAAUUUAAGUUGUGAACUGUUUGAGCUUCAAACUUAUGUAUUUUUUUUUCUGUGUGUGUGCGUGUGUUAUUAA